UAAGCUAAAAAAAUCAUUCAAACUUCAAAGUUCAAACCUACAAUGUCAAAGAAGGUUGAGAUGGAUAUCCGCCAGUAUUCUGAUCCAACUUCUGUAAUAUCAACGAUGGCAUUAUCGGAAGAUAUGAUGUCGAAAUGCUCAGAACACAUAAGUGCUUAUAAAUCGGCAUGUCAAGACCACCCACAUCUCAAAUCCUUUGAUUUAUCGCUUCAGCAGCGAACCAUCAAAGUGAUAGACUCACUCACUACUGGAGCCGAGAAUGGGACUAAGUUUAUGUCCCAACACGAAAUACACAUGGAAGUCUCCAAACACCUACUCGAAGUUAGCCAAGAUGUGGCAAAAUUCAUAUUGGAAAGCGAAGACAAAGUGUGGGAGAGCAAAGCUCUAAAAUCUUUGGUCACGGCCUAUUUUGAAAACACCAAGAAGACUUACGAGAGUUUGGAUGAUGUAUUGACUUGCGUGAAGACAGCAGAAAUUGGCGAACAUUACAUUGUAGAGGCCGUGGCACAGUUUGACAAAGAGUCGGCAGGAGGAAAGGGUGCUGGUGGAAAAAAGAAGAGGUAUGAAAACACCUUAAAGGAGCUAAACAACUUUAAAGCCAUGGGAAGAUGUAUUCAACUCCAAGCGAUCAUGACUACGUUCAGGUUGCAACUGAUCCAACAGCAGCAGAUAAUCCUUCUGCAAAGAGUGAGUGAGGCUAAAAAAAAGCUUGAUGAGGAAAUAAAAGAGCUUGGUCAUGAAUAUGCUAAUGCAAAAAAAUGGAGUUUAAUCUCGAAUGUGAUAUUCGGCUCUGUGUUUUUCCUUGUUUCCGUCGGAUCAAUAGCUCUUAUUGCAACAGGCGCGGGUAAGUUUUGGGGCAUUUCAGGGGCUGUAUCAUUAUCUUUGAUUGCGGUUGGAUGGGUAGGCGUCCACACUUACUUGAACAACAAGAUGGAUGCUCUGAAGAAACAGGCGGAAGCUCUGAAGAAAGAGCAUGAAAAUUUAGCACCGGUGGAGACUGGUAUCGAAACCAACCAAGACUCGCUGGAAAUCAUAGUUGUAUUAGUCCUCCAGCUAGAAAAAAAGAUCACGUCUCUUAUGAAAGAUGUAGAUGAGGCUAUUGAGAAUGAAGGAGAUGAAGUGGACACGCAACUAGCCAUCUACUCCAUCAGGGAAAAAGUAACGACACUAACCGAGAAAAUCAAGGAGGUUGGUGAUACUGUGGCUAGGCAGAAAGAAAUGAUCCUUAUGGCCGGAAUUCACGUUCUCCAAAAGAUCAACGGUUCUGGAUAAUAUCAUCGCGGUUAAUCGUUAUUAUCGAUGUUUGUUGUUCAAGAGUGAGGGUCUGGAUAAUAUGAUCAAUAUUUGUGUGUUUAAUAAUUAUUAUGAUCAAUAUGUCAUACCUUUCUAUUGUACUUUGUAACGUUGACCAUCCGAGAGGAUUGGUUGAUGAUAUGUUAUGUACCUCUAUCCCCUAUGUAUUUUAUCAUCCGUGAAAUAAAAGUUUGUUAUUUUGUU
This is a messenger RNA of Camelina sativa (false flax), 1497 nucleotides long. RefSeq names its product UPF0496 protein At3g28270-like. The record is from RefSeq and is a predicted model, not a curated record. NCBI's taxonomy places the organism in Eukaryota, Viridiplantae, Streptophyta, Magnoliopsida, Brassicales, Brassicaceae.